This is a messenger RNA of Aureobasidium subglaciale EXF-2481, 957 nucleotides long. RefSeq lists its product as uncharacterized. Lineage: Eukaryota; Fungi; Ascomycota; Dothideomycetes; Dothideales; Saccotheciaceae. The record is from RefSeq and is a predicted model, not a curated record. The transcript has a single exon. The coding region runs from base 1 to 957 and encodes 318 amino acids.
AUGAGCCGAGAUCGCUUCCAGCAGCCCACCACAUACUGGACAUGUCAUGCGAAACAACAUCAUCCACAUUGUGACGUACCUGGAGACUCAUGGUCACAAAUGGAUUCGAAUUCAGAGUGGGCUCUCCCGCGCGAUCGUUGGACAGAGAUGAACCAAGACGAUGGCUAUUAUAGACGUGAUCCACGAUACCGAGAUGACCACGCUGGAUACUCACAUCAACAAUAUUAUGCUCCACCAAUAAAUCAAUAUCACCCACAGUAUCGUCACGUCAGACCUCAAAUACACUCGCAAAACUCGGUCCCUUCUUUUGCAGAACACCAAGACAGGGUAGCACCACUUCACAGCCAUGAGCCUCGCUGUACCAGUCAACCAGACUUCCAGGAUCGAGCGCAUGAGGAACAGCCGGCUCGGGCUGGUCGUACUGAAGCUUCGUCACCAGUUGAGAGACGUGGCAGUGAAAACGAGUUCUCGAGCGAUAUGGACUUGACGCUCUUCGUCGCAGCGACUUCAGGGUUUACCCCAGACUCACCUCUACACCGCUCAUUUGGAGAUGCACCGACAUGGCGAAGUCAACAACAACAAUCAAGACCGGAGUACUCACAACCACCACCAAUACAACAGCAAAGACCACAAUAUAUGCGAGCACAUACCUCGUACACUAGCUCUACAUAUACACAACAUCCGACGCCUUCGCACUCUACGCCACAUCUACCCAUUAGACAGCCGCAGCCGCGAAGUCCGGCAUUUACUCGCGAGGGACCGACAGUUUGGCAGGAACGACUGGAAUCGGAACCAUAUGCGUGGCAAGCUCAUGACUAUGGUGACGAACCACCUCCAGCAGACGAGCUACCUGACUACGAACAAAGUCAGGCCGAGAUGCAGAAUAAGAAUCGAGUUGAAGCGAUGAGAAGAGCGGAAGAGUUGCAGAGAAGAUGGAGACAACGACACAGUCGGUGA